This is a messenger RNA of Clonostachys byssicola, 852 nucleotides long. NCBI's taxonomy places the organism in Eukaryota, Fungi, Ascomycota, Sordariomycetes, Hypocreales, Bionectriaceae. The record is from the annotation of a GenBank genome assembly.
AUGACUGAUGACGACGAGCUCAAGUCUGUCCCGCUCUCCCUGGCUUCUGUGGAGGAAGGACAAGCUGGGGCCCAGGCACAGGGCCCAAGCGACACUAAUGCGACGCAAGAGUAUGCGGGACUGCUCGCUGCAAGCGCCCUGCAAGAGCGGGAUAGCGCCUACUUGUCCGUCAGGGCCUUCACGCUCCCUUUUUCGUUUCUCCAGGGUUAUUUGGAGAGAGACGUGGAGGAGUGUUGGGAGAAGAUACACUGCGCUAUUCUCGCUGGGGAUGAUGCCAGCGUGCCAGGACUGGUCCACGAAUUCAAGGACAAGGCAUCUUCGUGCCUGGAUAUGGCCAAAAAACGCAAGUUCUUAGCAGGCCUAGGGCGGCAGAAGCCCCGUGAUCUCAGGGUCUUCCUCCAGUAUUUGACACUGGACAGAACCAGCGAUCAGCAGUACCCGCGGGACACAAGUCAGUGGAGAGGCUUAACGGAGCUGGAGGGAUUUGAUGACUGGGCUCGGUCUAUUGUCAUGGCCAAGGACUCCAAGAUAUGCAAAUGGCUGGCACUGAUGGCAAGCAAUCAGAUGAUCGACAUCAACGGGAGGCAGAAGCGUCUGGUAAACGCGAGGAAGUUGAUUGGCUUUCUUGCUAUUGCGGGUGGGCUGGGUGCCAGCAUUUUGUUUGGCACGCCUGUUGUUAUUCUUGCCUCAGAAGUCUUCCCACGAUGGGGGAACAUAAUCAUUGUGGUGGUAUGGGUGAUCUUGCUCUUGAUUUUUCUAAUUGCAUGGGGUGUCAAGUCUUCUAGCUUGUUUCUAUUUGUCUUGGCAUACACCACCAUGCUGGCCAACGUCAACAUGGGGGGUUCCAAGUGA